UCCCGGCGCGGGGGUCGCGGGCGGUGCCGCUUUCCCGGCGCUGUCCGCAGCCAUGUGGUCCGUGCUGUGGGCGGCCGUGCGCUCCAAGGCGCCCUACGUCACCUUCCCGGUGGCCUUCGUGGUGGGGCUGGUGGGCUCGCAGCUCGAGUGGUUCCUGCGCGGGGACCCCCCGGCCACGGCCCAGGACGAGAAGAGCAUCUCGGAGCUGCGGGAGGACCGCAAGCUGCAGGAGAUCGCGGGCGAGGACCUGACCAAGGUGGUGAGCCUGAAGGACAAGCUGGAGUUCGCCCCUCGGGCCGUGCUCAACAGGAACCGCCCCGAAAAGAGUUAAUAAAGGGUUCCCGGGGCAAAGGCCGUGCCCCGGAGCGGCCGCCGGCACUGCCCUGGAGCUGCACAGCUCCCACCGGCCCGGCCCCUGCCCCUGCGGACCCUCCGGAGGGUCAGGUUCGCCCGCGCCGUGGAUGUGGCCAAGGAACAGCCCCCAGACCCCGGUGGGAGCGGGCAGGGGGCCCUGCGAGGAGGCGGAGCGUGGCUGGAGCUCAUCAGCCCCCGGCCCGGCCUGGCCCCUGAAGCACAGAACCCUCCCGGCCUGGUUCCACCUGUGUCUCCUCAGGUUUGGCUUCUUCCAUGGCGUGACCGUAGAAGAAGGUUGGACCUGAGUGCCGUGAGAUGGGGUCAGGCUGAGCACCGGCAGCAGGAGGAGCUGCUGCCCUGCUUCCAGAUGCCGUGUGGCUCUUGGUGAACCCCAACACAGCCCCACGCUACCACGUUACACCCACGGGAGCCUGGGCAGUGGUGGAGAUCUCUGGGGACCCCUCUCUGCAUCAUCCCUGCGAGGAAGGGUGACAGAGGGAGGUGGAAGUCCUGGCCCUGCUCUGUCGUGGUGGUGUGUGGGGAACAGGGGGAUCUCUGCCCUCUGCCACAAUAAACUUCUGUCAGUCCUCGG
This is a messenger RNA of Corapipo altera (White-ruffed manakin), 946 nucleotides long. RefSeq names its product small integral membrane protein 12 (gene SMIM12). The coding region runs from base 53 to 331 and encodes 92 amino acids. The transcript has a single exon. NCBI's taxonomy places the organism in Eukaryota, Metazoa, Chordata, Aves, Passeriformes, Pipridae. The record is from RefSeq and is a predicted model, not a curated record.